CAUUAUGUGGAACUAAACCAGAAUUCAGGAUGAGCACCGCUAUGUUGACGUAAUUUCCCCGGGAAUCUAAUAAGGGCAAUGUAGGGGGGGGGGUGUUCCACGAAGCCGGAAGUGGACGAAGGUUAGCAGGUUAACUUAAGCUAGAAGUCAUUCCUAUUGGACAAUCAUAACUUCUACCUUAAGUUUAUUCGACUAACUCAGAGAUCCUGCUUUGUGGAACACCCCCCAGGACUUUGCUGAGGUCUCUGCAUCAUCAUGGCCAGCUUUAAGGUGCGGAAGUAUAGGGAUGAAGACGAGGAGCCGGUGAAGGAGAUCUUUGCACUGGGGAUGAGUGAGCAUGUGCCCACCUCCUUCAUGCACAUGCUGAAACAGCCCCUUACCCAGAUGGUGCUCAUGUGCAUCUUCUGCGCUUUGCUGACCAGCUCCAAGUCAUUUCUCCUGCCCGUGUUGGCUGUGACUCUGCUUCUGGCUGGAGCUCGGCAGCUGGUCAGCUACCUCUUCACCAGCUACAUCGACACCAGCCUGAAAGAUGAUCUCAAAUGCAUCCGGGAGACCUAUAUGGAGAAGAAGGACUCAUGCUUUUGGGUGGCGGAGAGCGAGGGCCGGGUGGUGGGCAUGGUGGCCUGCUUAACCUCCCAGACUGAGGAGUGCUUGGAGCUGAAACGCAUGUCAGUGCGACGGAGCCACCGCGGCCUGGGAAUUGCUAAGGAACUUUGCAAAGUGGUGGCGGACUUCACUCGUGAGAGCGGCUAUAAGGCUGUCAUACUCUACACUUCUGUGGUCCAGACAGAUGCCCAGAGGUUGUAUGAACAUGUGGGCUACAAGAAAACUGGGGACUUUGUAUUCCAAAGUCUACUUGCCAAGGUCUUCAAUUUUUACAUUUAUGAGUACAGAUUAGAGGUACAAGAGGUUACAGGUGGCUAAGCUGUAGUUUUUUUCAAGCCAUCUUACAGAUUAAAAUUAAAAUUUGUGGCUUGGUGUCUGUUGACUUCAGCAUGCCUCUGCAUUCAUUUAUGCUGUUUUCCCUUUUCAUUCUGAUUAGUGUCUCUUGCAUUCAGGUCAUUUCACCAGUUGUAUUUGUGCUCAGUACUUAACUGGAAACCUGCUAGAUCACGUUAUUUGCACAAUGCAUAUCAGAUGUUCUUCAGAGCAUCGUGGGACAUAACUGAGAGCCUUUGUUGGAUUUACUAACACCGUGAAGAAACAGCAUCUGUUUUCAGAUGCAUGUGAAUACAGCUUCUGCUGGGACAUUGUUUGAAUGGUUAAAAUUUUAACUUCCCUGUCAUUUUGAAUAAAGUACUGCAAAUUGAUGGCAA
Messenger RNA from Paramormyrops kingsleyae, 1316 nucleotides. RefSeq names its product putative N-acetyltransferase 8B. Lineage: Eukaryota; Metazoa; Chordata; Actinopteri; Osteoglossiformes; Mormyridae. Gene Ontology annotation, molecular function: N-acetyltransferase activity. The record is from RefSeq and is a predicted model, not a curated record.